Molecule: messenger RNA, 2457 nt
Organism: Nematolebias whitei (Rio pearlfish)
Lineage: Eukaryota; Metazoa; Chordata; Actinopteri; Cyprinodontiformes; Rivulidae
Product: extracellular calcium-sensing receptor-like
Exons: 8
Coding region: 19-2457 (812 amino acids)
Biological process (GO): G protein-coupled receptor signaling pathway
Cellular component (GO): membrane
Molecular function (GO): G protein-coupled receptor activity
Source: RefSeq, a predicted model, not a curated record
CGUUUACCUGCAUUUUCAAUGAAUGGAGACUUUGUUAUCGGAGGUGUUUUCUCCAUUCACUACCAAAUGCACAUAGUGAUUCAUAACUACACCACCAAACCCGAACCCUCAAGAUGUGGAGGAAGCCUAAUAACCCGAGAACUACGUUUUUCUCGCACAAUGAUUUUUGCCAUCGAGGAGAUAAAUAACAGCACAGAGCUGCUGCCAGGCAUCACACUUGGAUAUCAGAUAUUUGACUCAUGUGCUUCAGUGCCCAUGGCUGUGGAUGUGGCAUUUCAGCUCUCAAACGGUCAAGACCCUGUGUUUUACAAAGACAGAAAUUGUUCCCAAUCUGGUGUAGUGAUGGCAGCUGUUGGAGACUCACCAUCCACACCGUCUAUCAGCAUAUCACGCAUCAUUGGGUCUUUCAACAUUCCUCUAGUGAGCUACUUUGCCACAUGUGCCUGCCUGUCAGAUAAGCAGCAGCACCCAAGUUUUUUCAGAACAAUUCCCAGUGAUCAGUUUCAAGCUGAUGCUCUGGUCAAGCUGGUGAAACAUUUUGGCUGGACUUGGAUAGGUGCUGUUCGUUCGAAUUCAGAUUAUGGAAAUUAUGGCAUGGCGUCUUUUCUCAAUGCAGCUCAGAAAGAGGGGAUCUGUGUGGAGUACUCUGAAGCAUUUUCUUGGACCGACACGCAUCGAAAGAUCCAAAGAGUAGCUGAUGUUAUCCGCAGGUCAACUGCACUGGUUGUUGUGGCUUUUAUAGCCUCUGCAGAAAUGAGGGUUCUGUUAGAGGAAUUGAUUCUGGAGCCUCCACCACCUCGUCAGUGGAUCGGAAGUGAAGUCUGGAUCACUGACCCAAAUUUGAUGAGCUUCAGUUUCUGUGCGGGAGCCAUUGGAGUUGGCAUUCAACAGUCUGUCAUCCCAGGGCUGAGAGACUUCCUGCUGGAGCUCUCUCCAAACGACGUAGCAGCCUCUUUAGUGCUUACAGAGUUCUGGGAAGAGGCAUUCAACUGCACACUGACAAAAAAUGGUGAGCCACACAAGAAAAUGUGUGAUGGAACAGAAGACAUAAAAACGCUCAAAAACCCGUACACUGAAACAUCUCAGUUAAGAGUCACUAACAUGGUGUACAAGGCUGUUUAUGCAGUGGCUCAUGCCAUUCACAAUGCAGUGUGUAAGGAAACAAAUUUCAGGACUCAGUGCAAUAAAAACAGUCAUUUGGAGUCUAAACAGGUGCUAUCAAAACUAAAACUAGUAAACUUUUCUCAAAAUGGUUAUCCUGUGUCAUUUGAUGCAAAUGGAGAUCCUGUUGCUUUUUAUGAGCUGGUCAACUGGCAGAAGAGUGAGAGUGGAGAUAUUGAGCUGGUAACAGUAGGAUACUAUGAUGCAUCACUGCCAAAAGGACAGGAGCUCCAUAUUAACAGGAACAUAACCUGGGUGGAGGGUGGAACAAAAGUACCAAUGUCAGUGUGCACUGAAAUUUGUCCUCAAGGAACUCGUAAAGUGUUGCAGAAAGGAAAACCCAUAUGCUGUUAUGAUUGUAUACCAUGUCCUGAAGGAGAGAUCAGUAAUAUGACAGAUUCUACAGAUUGCUUCCCAUGUCCAGGAGAAUUCUGGCCUAACGCAGAAAAAGAUACUUGUUUCCCUAAACCUGUUGAGUUUCUGUCCUUUGAUGAAGUCCUGGCAGCUAUCUUAGUUGCAUUCUCUGGUUUUGGAGCCUGUCUGGCCGUCAUAACAGCAGUUAUUUUUUUUCAUCACAGAACAACUCCAGUUGUCAGAGCCAACAACUCUGAGCUGAGCUUCCUGCUGCUCUUCUCUCUGACUCUGUGUUUUUUAUGUUCAUUAACUUUCAUUGGAGCUCCCUCUGAGUGGUCCUGCAUGCUGCGACACACAGCUUUUGGUAUCACCUUUGUUCUCUGUAUCUCGUGUGUACUUGGGAAAACUGCAGUGGUUUUAAUGGCUUUCAAAGCUACAUAUCCAGGUGGUAAUUUCAUGAAAUGGUUUGGGCCUCCACAACAGAGAAUGACUGUGAUAUUGCUCACGUUGAUUCAGGUUUUAAUUUGUACUGUUUGGCUGGUUCUCAGUCCGCCUUUUCCAGUAAAAAAUCUGACUACAUACAAGGAGAAGAUUAUCCUGGAAUGUGCAUUAGGCUCUGCUGUUGGUUUCUGGGCUGUGCUCGGGUACAUUGGCCUGCUGGCUGUUUUUUGCUUUGUGUUAGCUGUUCUAGCUCGAAAACUACCUGAUAAUUUUAAUGAAGCCAAAAUGAUAACCUUCAGCAUGCUGAUCUUCUGCUCAGUAUGGAUCACCUUCAUCCCAGCAUAUUUCAGCUCUCCUGGGAAGUUUACUGUGGCUGUGGAGAUAUUUGCCAUCCUGGCCUCCAGUUUUGGACUGAUACUGUGUAUUUUUGCUCCAAAGUGUUUCAUCAUAAUGCUUCAGCCAGAAAAAAACUCCAAGAAAUACUUAAUGAACAAAAAUUAA